AUGAGACUCGGAGUCCGCCACCGUGCGGAGCAAUUUGGCAAUGUAUAUUCCGAAAUUGUCAAGAAUAUCGCAGAAUGUUGCAAUGACAGCCAGGCGAUCUCGGCUUUAUCCCAGACUGACCGACACUGGAGCAAAUGGGCUAUCGAAGUACUGCAGCAACAUAAUACCACCAACCAGGGAUCGAGCGCGGCACACUACGCAGCAGCAUACGGCCUUGUCUCACAAGACAAGCUUCUCUUCCUCCCCCCAUCUCCUACUAUGUGCACAGAUAAGCUGAUCCUUUCCCCCUUCGAUCAUUCCAACCGUGAUGGAACCCAGAGAAAGACAAUGGCCAAACCACUUCAUCUGUCCGACCCAAACAUGGCACCGGGCAUGAUAAUGGAACGAGAGCUGUCUAUCAGCAAGCUAUACCCGACGCAGUAA
This is a messenger RNA of Anthostomella pinea, 423 nucleotides long. Lineage: Eukaryota; Fungi; Ascomycota; Sordariomycetes; Xylariales; Xylariaceae. The record is from the annotation of a GenBank genome assembly.